Molecule: messenger RNA, 456 nt
Organism: Solanum tuberosum (potato)
Lineage: Eukaryota; Viridiplantae; Streptophyta; Magnoliopsida; Solanales; Solanaceae
Exons: 3
Coding region: 1-456 (151 amino acids)
Source: RefSeq, a predicted model, not a curated record
AUGAGGAUGUGUAUUGAUUACAGGCAGCUGGACAAGGUGACGGUGAAGAAUCGUUACCCCAUGCCUCGUAUUGAUGAUUUGUUUGAUCAACUUCAGGGUGCCGGCGUGUUUUCGAAGAUUGAUUUGAGGUCCGGGUACAAUCACUUGAGGAUUAGGGCAGCAGACAUCCCUAAGACUGAUAGGCUCAGGACGGCUCAGAGUAGGCACCAGAGUUAUGCGGAUCAGAGGCGUCGACCUUUGAGAUUCUCUGUUGGUGACCGGGUAUUCCUUCGUGUGUCGCCCAUGAAGGGCGUGAUGAGGUUUGGGAGGCGGGGCAAGCUUAGACCCAGGUACGUUAGGCCUUUUGAGAUAUUCUGGACAGUUGGAGAGAUUGCUUAUGAGUUAGCCCUACCUCCAGCAUUUUUGGCCAUCCACCCAGUGUUUCAUGUUUCUAUGUUGCGGAGUCGAGUUGGAUGA